This is a messenger RNA of Neoarius graeffei (lesser salmon catfish), 3460 nucleotides long. RefSeq names its product solute carrier family 49 member 4 (gene slc49a4). NCBI's taxonomy places the organism in Eukaryota, Metazoa, Chordata, Actinopteri, Siluriformes, Ariidae. The transcript is spliced from 9 exons. Gene Ontology annotation, cellular component: membrane; intracellular membrane-bounded organelle. Gene Ontology annotation, molecular function: transmembrane transporter activity. The record is from RefSeq and is a predicted model, not a curated record. Gene Ontology annotation, biological process: transmembrane transport. The coding region runs from base 126 to 1523 and encodes 465 amino acids.
UGUGAUCAGCUGUUGUUUACGUGCCGGCUGGUGAGGACAUGUCUGUGUAGUGUUCCUUCCUUCCCGUCCGUUGUCUCACUUCAUUACACGAUACAAAGAGAAGUGAUUGGGUUCGAGUCGGUUCAAUGGGUGCCGUGGAGAGCACCGAGAGAGAGAGGGAGCCGCUGCUCGGGCCGAGCCACGCCGAAGCGAGGGUCCAGCCGGUGAUCAGCAGCGGCAGGGUGUACAGGAGAAGAUGGCUGGUGUUAACCGUGUUCUCAAUGCUCGCCUUUUUACAAGGGAUGGUGUGGAACACAUGGGGCCCCAUCCAGAACUCUGCCAAGCAUGCUUUCGGCUUCUCAGCUACGGACAUUGCUGUUUUAGUCAUUUGGGGUCCUGUGGGCUUCUUCCCGUGGCUCUUGUUUGUGUGGCUGAUGGACAAGAAAGGAUUGCGUGCCUCUCUGCUGCUCACAGUCUUCUUCAUGGUGUUGGGCUCCGCUCUGCGCAGUAUCCCGCUCUCAAACCUGCAGCUCAGACGCUGGUUAAUUCACGGUGGGCAGCUUCUUAAUGGUUUAGCCGGUCCAACCCUUAUGAGUGCCGGCCCUCUACUCUCCACUACAUGGUUUGCUCCAGAUCAAAGGGCUACAGCCACAGCUGUCGCAUCAUUGGUCGGCUACCUUGGAGCAGCUUGCUCCUUUCUGAUUGGCCCUCUGGCUGUACCAGCACCCAAUGAUACACAAAUAGUGAACAGCAUCACUCAGUGGGACCCAGGGCACAUCAGAGACAGGAUACAGUUUGUCCUCUAUACAGAAUUGGGGAUGAUUGUGGUCCUGUUUGCAGUCGUACUGCUCCAUUUCCCAUCCAGGCCGCCUGUUCCACCCAGCAUAGCAGCAGCUAGCCAGCGACUCAGCUACAGAAGCAGCAUCUGCAGAUUGCUCAGUAACAUGAGGUUCCUGAUGAUCGCGCUUGCCUAUUCAGUACCUACAGGAGUUGUAGCUGGAUGGUCUGGUGUGUUGGACAUGAUUCUGACUCCCAUCGAAGUUAGCCAGGUAGAUGCAGGAUGGAUAGGCUUUUGGUCCAUCCUUGGAGGCUGUGUGUUUGGAAUAGCCAUGGCAAGGUUUGCGGAUUCUAUCCGGGGAAUGCUGAAGCUGAUUGCAGUACUGAUGCUGGCUGGAGCCUCACUGGCAGCCACUUGGUUUACACUCACCUGUCUGACCAGACUCACUCAUCUGCCCUCCACUAAAGCAACACUUUACACCUCCUGUAUCCUGGUGGGCAUCUUCAUAAACAGCAGCAUUCCCAUCUUCUUCGAGCUUUUCAUUGAGACCGUAUACCCUGUGCCAGAAGGCAUCACCUGUGGUGUGGUCACCUUCUUCAGCAAUCUCUUCACAGGCCUGCUCCUUUUCUUUCUCACCUUCUACUUCAAAGAGCUUUCCUGGAUGAAUUGGUGUCUUACAGGUUCCUGCCUCUUCAGUCUGUUCCUCAUUCUUUUCUUCAGGGAAUCAUAUGAUCGUCUCUAUCUGGAUGUUUUUGUAUCAGUCUGAUUUGACUGUAUUGUCAGGAAAAAGACUGAACUCUGCUGGCACCUACUUGCACAAAGAAGGCAGGAAGUGCAUCACUUUUCUCUCACUUCAAUGAGAAAGCUACAUGUUUCCUCGUUGGCGGUGCUUUUGGACAGCAUUGUAAGCAAGAAAAGAAGCCAGCACCUUACCCAUGAUGGUAGUAAUGUAGGGUGGGUUUUUUUGUUUGUUUGUUUUUUGUUUUUUAAUAUGAUGUGUACUUGAUAUAUUGGUCAUUUUAAAUGCUCCUUUACUUGAGCUAAUGGUGAUGUGUUGAUGUACAUUUGCUACAUGAGUGCUGAUACUAAUAAGAGUUUAAGAUUGUCUCCUGCAGGGUCUACAGUAGUGAGAUAUGUGAUGGAUCUUUUAGGGAUAAUUAUAGUCUUGCUCCGUCAUCUGCUGAUGAAAGGCCUCUUAGUAGUUUGGUGUUGCUCCUAACCAUGACACAAACAGUGAAGGAAGUAGUACUGUAAAUGACCUGUGACAGUGGCCUACAUGCUCCUCUCUGCCUUCUCAUUUUAUCUCUUCAUACCUUAUUAUUAUGCAAAUGAUUAUUCCUGCUUCUCGUUCGCAUCCUUUGAGGUUGAAGCUGCCUCUCAGUUUCAAAGCCAGAGAUUGGGGAAGGAUCCUUAUGGGUAGCUCAGUGGGAGGCAUGGUCUCGAAGUUUCUUUCAGGUCUUUCUUUGGAUCGUGUGGCUUCUGUCCCAGAACAGAUUUACACAUGUGCAGGAAGUGCCAUCUUCUUCAUGAGCAUAAAGCUUUCAUUUUACAGCUUCUACAUGCACAGUGUAGGCAUCAACUGUAUGGAUGUUCACGGAGUCGUGUUUUUUGUGUCUGUGGUUGUUUUUGUUUUUUUAGUUUUUAUGAAUUGUCAUUGGUGCAUAUUAAACCAAGCAUGUGCUGAAGGUUUCUUUAUUUAUUGAGGGGUAGAAAUACUAACAGAUGUGACCGUUUUAAUGGAUUAUGUCUGUUUAAGUACUUGAUGUUAGUCAUUGCCAUAAAAAUAAGAAGGGAUGCUAUAUUUUAAAUUCAGACCUGUGGCUAACAGCAAAUAAUGCAGUGUGGACCUUUCUCAUCAUUUUUGUAUAAUGCUGACUCCUGUUAACUUUGUCAUCAUUCGUAAGCCUUUAUGUACCAUCUCUUUGUGUAGCAGUUCAUCUUAUUAGUGAUGUGAAGAUUAUAGCGGACGGUGUAUCAGACUCUGUGUUGUUGCGAGUCCACUCGCUGCCUUGACUUUUUCUAUCAUUUUUCCCACUAUGAGCCCUUGCUUUGAGAGAGAUCUUCAGGGGAUUUUUUUUUGUAGCUUUCUGUAAGGUGUAAUCUGGUUAAAUAAGUCCCAUGGCUUCAGAUUAAAGAGCAUCUCCAAAGAAGGACAAAACAAAUUGUCUAACGGAGGAGAUACAAUAACUAACUCCAGAAAAUCUUGAGAAGGGCCUGGGGAUUUUGAGGGCUUAAACAAGGACUUAAAGCACUGUUUUACUUUAAGUCAUUGAAAGAAAUUGUAGCUGACAACUCAGUGGCCAUGAGGUUAAAUAACGUUUGUUUUUUGUUCUCUGACUUUUUUUUUUUUUUAUUUAAAUCCUUACCCUAUGCCUACUCAGUGGUGCCACACAGGAUUAUGGUAAGGCAUGGCUCUGCACCUCCUUUCCUGCAUGUGAUUUUUCUGUCUUUUUCUAUACUAAAGGGUUGUCUUAACCCACAGUGAAAGGUAGCCUUAAUUAACAAUGGCCUGUGCAAUUUAUUUCCCCUCUUUCCCUGAAGUCUUUUAGGGUUCUCCCCCCAGCAGAACUGCAUUUGAGACACAUCCAGUAUCCAUGUACUGUUUCUCAUUUUAAUGUUAAUCAGAGGGAUUUUUAGAGAUCAGGAUGUUCUUGUCUUUUGUUCCAGAUUCUGUAGAUGUAUGUGAUUUCCAGCACCUUAUUA